Molecule: messenger RNA, 619 nt
Organism: Oppiella nova
Lineage: Eukaryota; Metazoa; Arthropoda; Arachnida; Sarcoptiformes; Oppiidae
Source: the annotation of a GenBank genome assembly
CGAUGGCGAGUGGCAUCAGGUGUGCGGUGAUGGAUGGAGUCUCUUGGAGGCGAUGGUUGUCUGCAGGCAAUUAGGUCUGGGAUACGCCGCUCACGCCGUCCAGACAACUGUAUUUGGCGGCCGAUCGCCACAUAAUUUAUCGCUCGUAUUGAGUGGUGUGCGCUGUAAGGGCUACGAACAGAGUCUGUCCGAUUGCGAUAUGAACGCCCUGGGCGAUGGCCACCACCACUGCCCCACCAGUCAAGACAUUGCCGGUGUUAUCUGUACGUCUGAACUUCCAGAUUUGGUUCCCGACGAAAAAGAGAUCGAGUCGUCCGCCUAUUUGGAGGACCGGAUGCUUAUGCUAUUGCAAUGCGCUAUGGAGGAAAACUGUCUGGCCAGUAGCGCCUACACCAUCAAUAGACAACAAUACGGCUGGCAGUUUGAGACGCGACGACUGCUCCGAUUCACUGCCAGAAUCGCCAACAUAGGAACGGCUGAUUUUCGGCCAUUCCUACCCAAACACAUCUGGGACUGGCACGCCUGCCACCGACACUACCACAGUAUGGAGGUGUUCGCCCACUUCGACAUACUGGACAGUCGUGGCAAACGCGUGGCUGAGGGACAUAAGGCUAGCUUU